This is a messenger RNA of Dreissena polymorpha, 927 nucleotides long. RefSeq lists its product as uncharacterized. The record is from RefSeq and is a predicted model, not a curated record. Gene Ontology annotation, biological process: regulation of sister chromatid segregation; maintenance of rDNA; DNA repair. The coding region runs from base 240 to 689 and encodes 149 amino acids. Gene Ontology annotation, cellular component: nuclear speck; cytosol. The transcript is spliced from 4 exons. Lineage: Eukaryota; Metazoa; Mollusca; Bivalvia; Myida; Dreissenidae.
UCCAGAUAUUGAUUUUGUUGUACAAAAAUAUUAAAUGGAUGUACACUCGUUAUAGCUUAUAACUCAUAACACUGAGCUAAAAUUUAUAAUCAAUAUUGUUAUGCAUGUAAUGUUAUAAUUAGGGACGGGAAUCGUAUCCGAAAUCGGUAUCCGGAUAACCGUAUCGUCUAUCCGAAUAUAUCCGGAUAUCCGUAUUCUUUUCACAGUCGUGGUCAUGUGAUUUAGGCACACAUGACACAAUGAGUCGCAUCCUAGAUCAGCCAGCCCGGAAGAUGUUCCUCACCCAUCUGACACACUGCAGGCACUGCGCAGGCUCGACUGGAAACAGUGGUGCCUCGCCUGAGAGUCCAAGCCAAACGUGGUCUGCGGAAUAUGAGGGCAAAACAAUAGAGUUCUCCAUGGUCACUACUCAAGGUGUAAUCAUUGAGACAAAGGACUCAUUUGACAGCAUAUUGAUAGACGAUGGAACAGCUAUUGCUCUUGUUAAAGGAUGUCACAAAAUAGCACAGCAGACACAAACUGUCCAGGCCAGCAAAGGCCAGUAUGUGAUGGUAGUGGGACAGCUUCUGCGGACAGGCAGCGUUCCCGUUAUCCGCCCUUUCAAGAUACAGAACCUCGGACACAACGCUGAAAUGGCAACCAUGUGGCCACUUGAGGUCAUAGAUGGCAUGAACCCAAAUGUACUGUGAUGUGUGGGUUUGUGUUUGUAUGAAUUUGUUUCAUGUCAUUUUAAAUGAAAAUAGUCAUUUAUACUUCUCGAGCUGGUCUAUCAAUCACGUCGUCCAUGUUAGUUAAUGUGAUAGUCAAAAUGGUUAUGUGAUAUGUGUGUUUAUUGGAAAUUCAUUGUUAAAUGUUCAUUUCCUGUAAUUGUGUUCAUGUUUUGUUUUACAAUUAAUUUGAUAAAAAAAAUAUAUGAACAGUUAUAAA